This is a messenger RNA of Metarhizium brunneum ARSEF 3297, 177 nucleotides long. RefSeq lists its product as uncharacterized. The record is from RefSeq and is a predicted model, not a curated record. Lineage: Eukaryota; Fungi; Ascomycota; Sordariomycetes; Hypocreales; Clavicipitaceae.
AUGUUCAUCAAGACAGUCAUCACCCUCCUGUCCCUGGCCGCCCUCGGAGGAGCGACUGAUCCUCCCCAUGACGAAAAGCACUGCGAGAAGGAAGACAUCUUCCCCGACUUUGAAAACUAUGAAAAAUGGGCUAUCUGCAAGGAGCAAAUCACCACAAAGCGCUUCCCAACCCUCUAA